CUUUAAGACAACUAUUUCUUCUUGCCAUGGCUGUGACAAAGUCCUGUCUGCAGGAAGAACGUGGAGCUGUGACAUGGGGAGAUUGUGCUGUGCAACUGCUUGCACAGGUGCAACUUAAACAGGAACUUGAGUUGAGGGAUCAUAUUCAGCACUUGGCCGAAGAGCUGGUGCACAUGCAGCAAAAUGGGCCACCAAGUAGUGCUUCCGUCUCACAAGGGCCAGAUCCCAUUUCAGACCUCAUACACGCACUACAGCCUUUCACAUCGGAGGAGCACCUUGCACUAAGAUGCCUCAAGGCAAAGGUUGCCACAGACAGAGAAUGGACAGAGGUAGAUGAAGAACAAGAAAAUGUCACUUAUGGUCUAAAAAGGAAAGAGGCUAGAUGUAGUCAAUUAGGUUUGGAGGAAGAUAACAUUCAUAUAGGGAUAUCUGAAAAGAUAAAGAAAGAGGAUGGAUAUGUUACAAGUCACAGAACCCAAAAUCAGUGUGAGGACGAUUUUUUAACUGGAAAUAAUAAUCAUAAAGUCGAAAAUCAAAGUGGAGAUGUAACUGCACACAAAGCACACAAGGCAGGAGAUAUAUUAGACAAGGACCUACAAAAUCAGGAAGAGGGAGAAAUAAGAGCCGAUACUUUGAUAGAGGGGGAGAUAGGAAAACGUGCACCUCACACAGAGGAAGGAACAUCUGAAAUCAACGUAAUAGCACAUAGCACAACAGAACAUGCCACCCUACUCUGUACCGAGCGUACAGAGAAUGAAAUGAGCUGCAUGAUGAACGAUAAGGUAAAUCUUUUUGUGUGUUGA
Molecule: messenger RNA, 803 nt
Organism: Spea bombifrons (plains spadefoot toad)
Lineage: Eukaryota; Metazoa; Chordata; Amphibia; Anura; Pelobatidae
Exons: 3
Coding region: 27-803 (258 amino acids)
Source: RefSeq, a predicted model, not a curated record